AUGCUUAUCCGAAUCUUAAUUUGUGUUGUAGUUAUCAGUGCCACUGCUGAUGUAGAAAGCAACAUUGCCCCCGUGCCGCUUGAGUUGAAGCUUAUGUGCGCGGCAAAAUUUGAUUCCGACAUUUUGGGACUUUAUGUUGAAAACGUCACAGGCAGUGAUCACGUGAUCCACAUACAGUGCAGCGUAGACGGGAACAAGGGUGAUACACUGUCGUUCCGGACACUACAAGAACACUUUCAUCAGUUUCGGGGCAUCUCGAUAUUUCUGCAAAUCAGAUGUAGCAAUCGUGGGGAGAUCUCGUUGCCUUGGCCAAUGAAAGCCCAGGGACUUGUUGGGUUAGUCGUGUACAACUGUGGGAUGACCCAAAAAUAUGCAGAUUUUGGCAGUCUUGAACUGCUAACCAUGCCUGAUUUUCUCAGAGUUCUGGAGAUCCGAAAUUCGGCCUGGUUAAGUGAUGACACAGAUUUUUACAAAAUGAUAAACCCAGAAGGCUUGGCCAGCCUGACAUCAGACUACGAUUGUGGACAAGACAGUACCAUAGAGUACAUGGUCACCAGUAAUGUGUCCUACUUGUUCACCACGCCAUCAGACGGUAGGACCCUGGCGCCAGAUCUCCCGUCUGAUACAAGAGUGCAAGAUAACACUUAUGGCUCCAAUCAGACAUUCAACAUCUCGAACCAGACGAUGUACACUUCUUCUGAAAAUAAAUCCAGUGAGGACGAGUUUUUGAAUCUUCUACGAAGUCUGCAGUCUUUAAAACUGCAGUGCCACUUUAACAAGUUGAAACUGCUGGAUGAAAGUAUUCCCCACGUUCUGCCUAUUCACCAUUUUGCGUUGAUGGUGCUGGGCGCAACAUAUCCGGAACUCAAGGUCAUGAAUUACUCGUUCUCGGGAAUCAGACAACUCCCAGAAGAGCUACAAGACUUCAGAAAAUAUUUCCCCAAACUAGAGCUCUUAGACUUGUCGUGGAACUAUCUGACCGAAGUUGAAAUUGGGACACGUCCUAGAGGGGUAGAUGGACGUUUCUUGACGUUAGACGUGAGACACAAUCUCAUUUCUAACCUCUCUGUAGAGAACAUUAGCUCUUGGGCCAUGGCGGAUGGAGUUCUCGUCGAUAUCCGGGACAACCCAAUUUACUGUGGUUGUGGUAUGCAGCCCUUGCUGCAGAAGAUCCAGUCGGGCAUUUUGUUUGUGGGAAAGCUGGACAAAUACAGCUACAUUCAAGAGAUGAGAUGCGCCGAGCCUCUAGGGGUUAGAGGUUUGAGGUUGUCGGAAGUCACCUUGGCAUGUGGCAAGGACAAUGAGGUGUCAUCUCCGUCUCUGGACACAGAUAAAACAGUGAACAUUAUUAUUGUAUCCACUGUUGCAGCCGUGGUUGUCGUUGUCGCUGCUUUGUUAGUUGUAGUGAUUGUUAACCUUCGUCUGGGGAGUGAACGCUUCAAAAGAUGCCUAAUGGACUUCUCCAAGUCUCCUCUAGAAACAGACGCCGAGGCUGGCAAAGACUGUCAAAAAACCAAGGAAGUGUUUUAG
This is a messenger RNA of Candidula unifasciata, 1530 nucleotides long. NCBI's taxonomy places the organism in Eukaryota, Metazoa, Mollusca, Gastropoda, Stylommatophora, Geomitridae. The record is from the annotation of a GenBank genome assembly.